This is a messenger RNA of Carlito syrichta (Philippine tarsier), 4908 nucleotides long. RefSeq names its product zinc finger protein 831 (gene ZNF831). NCBI's taxonomy places the organism in Eukaryota, Metazoa, Chordata, Mammalia, Primates, Tarsiidae. The coding region runs from base 1 to 4908 and encodes 1635 amino acids. The record is from RefSeq and is a predicted model, not a curated record. The transcript is spliced from 5 exons.
AUGGAGGUUCCAGAACCCACCUGCCCUGCCCCUCCUGCCAGGGACCAGCCAGCUCCUGCUCCUGGCCCUCCAGGGGUCUCAGGUGGCCAGGCCUCAUCACAUCUGGCCCUGGGCCCCAUCAUCCUGCCUCCGGAGCAGGGCCUGGCCCCCACUAUGUUCCUGAAGGCCCUUCCCAUUUCAGUGUAUCACACAGUGCCUCCCGGGAGUCUCCAGCCUCGCGCCCCCUUAGUGACAGGCAGCCUGGAAGGAGGCAGCAUGCCCUUCAUCCUCAGCCCCCUCCUGCAGCCUGAAGGGCCCAGCCCCACCCAGGUGGGGAAGCCAGUGGCCCCGAUGCUGACCGUGAACAUCGUGGGUACGCUGCCAGUCUUGUCACCGGGCCUGGGGCCCACACUGGGUGGCCCAGGCAAGGUGCGAAAUGCCGGCAAGUACCUGUGCCCACACUGUGGCCGGGACUGCCUGAAGCCCAGUGUCUUGGAGAAGCACAUCCGGUCCCACACGGGUGAGAGGCCCUUCCCGUGUGCCACCUGCGGUAUUGCCUUCAAGACCCAGAGCAACCUAUACAAGCACAGGCGAACCCAGACGCACCUCAACAACUCCCGGCUGUCCUCAGAGUCUGAUGGGACUGGGAGCAGCCUCCUGGAGGAGGGGGACAAGGCGGGGGAGGCCUCCAGAUCAGACAGCUGGGGCGAAAACCACAGCCAGAGGAUGGGUGAGGGGGCAUCUGAGAGACCCCCCUCUCCAGGCGUCCUCGUGUCUCUUGCUGCCAAGAAACCAGAAGCCAUACCCUGUCCAGGGGCCACAUCUGCAGACAGAGAGGUUCCCCUAGACUCUGUCCUCAUGGUGUCCCCUGGGCUGCCCCCGGCCGGCACGCAGCCCUGGCGCAAGCUGCAGGAGCAGAAGUCUUCUACCGCCAGCAAGCCAGGAGCCCUGCAGCGACAGCAGGCAACUUCUGCGGAGAAGCCCUGGGACACCAAGGUCUCGGAGGGUCAGCUGCGCAAGUGUGAGAGCACCGACUCAGGCUACCUGUCGCGCUCAGACAGUGUAGAGCAGCCCCCGGCUCCCUGCAGCCCUCUGCACAGCGUGUCUGAACACAGCGCUGAGUCCGAGGGAGAGAGUGGCCCAGGUCAUGGGGUCUUGGGGCUUGGGAGCGUGGAGCAAGGGACACGAGGGACCAGCCUGGAACUGGAGAAGAGGCGUCUGGAGGAGCGCAUCGCCCGGCUCAUCUCCCACAACCAGGCCGUGGUGGACGAUGCCCAGCUGGACACGGUGAGGCCCCGCAAGACCGGACUGUCCAAGCAGGGCAGCAUCGACCUGCCCAUGCCCUACACCUACAAGGACUCCUUCCACUUUGACAUCCGAGCCCUGGAGCCCAGUCGCAGGAGGGCCCUAGGUCCAGCGCGCUCCACCUGGACACCCCCUGACAAGUCACGACCCCUUUUCUUCCACUCUGUCCCCACUCAGCUCUCCACUACCAUGGAGUGUGUUCCUGUUACCAGGAGCAACUCGCUUCCCUUUGUAGAGGGCUCCAGGACGUGGCCAGAGCCCCGAGACCCCCAGGACACUGGCCCCAGGACACAGAAGUUCCUAAGCCCCAAGUCCACCCCGGCCCACCUGGGCUGCCACAUGGGGCUGACCUCAGCUGACACCCCCGGCGGUCACCCCCGGGCCCUGGUCAGACAGGCAGCCGUGGAGGACCUACCAGGCACCACCACUGGCGAUGCCUCCACCACUGCAGUUGACCUGGAUGCAAAGAGAACCACUGCCAGGGAAGCGGUCACUGGCAAGGGCAGGGUAGCCAACAGAAGGUCUGGCCAGAAGAGGCUGAAGAUGUUCUCCCAAGAGAAGUGGCAGGUGUAUGGGGAUGAGACAUUCAAGAGAAUCUACCAGAAAAUGAAAGCUCGCCAUGGAGGCAAGAAGGCCAGGGAGGUUCAAGCAGACAGCAGGACAGAAUUAGACCUUCUUCCCCAUGAAGAUGACCCAACCCGACCGCAAGACACAAGAACCUCUGUUUGUGGGGAUAUUUCUGCAGGGGCCAAGCCACAGCCUUGGGGAAAUCCACCUGCCCUGGAGGCCUCCUUGGUGACUGAGCUCCCUAAGCAGGGGGAGAUGGUGGCCAGAGUAGGAGAUAGUGACCAGCCUAGCAUGGAAGGGGCCAAACCAUCCCCCACACUUGACGGGACAGGCCCCUCCUGUUCAGGCAGCAAGAGCCCCUUGCUUCCUCCAAGUGGGAGGCUGGAACUGGGGUGCCAGUUACCCCCAGUGCCUACCCCUCUCAAAGGGAGAGAUCUAGAGACCCCCAGGCUGGUUUUGCCAGAUCCCAGGCUGGAAGGAGGUGCCCACAGCAGUGAGGAUGUAAAGAAGACCUGUCUGUGGGCCCAAACUGUGUUGAGUCGGCCCAGUGGUAGCUCUGGGGAGGACAAGCUACCCUCAGAGAGGAAGAAGCUGAAGAUGCUCAGCCAGGGCCCGCUGGAGCCUGUGGAAGCAGAGCUCAUGCAGGCUGCCUCACUGCUGUCCCAGAAGCAGGACAGUGAACCUGGGACAAUGCCAGGGGGGUCAUGUGAGACAGUAGGUGAGCCCCUCAAGUUCCCUGGAGCCUCCUUGGCUACUGCUUCGAUUGCCCUAAAGCAGGUGGGGCUGAGGGACAAGGCCCCCUCACUGCAUCCUCCAGCCCUGGUCCCCAGACACUGUUCCCUGCUGGCCACCCAGCCCAGGGCUCCUGGAGUCCUCUCUGCUCUGGCAGACAAUGCCUUUCCCCCCAAGUACCUCCUCAGGUUACCUCAGGCAGAGACCCUCUCACUACAGCCCGUUCCCAGAGGGCCCAGGCAAAGCCAGAACUCUGUCUACAGGAGUGGGCAGCCUGGGGAACAGGUGUCCUCUGUUGGAUUAGGACUGGGGACCCCCUUGUCUUCUGGCCCAGUCUCAGGCCCAUUCCCAGACGAGGCAGACAGCUGGUCCAGGCAGUGGGAUGAGAGGAAAGGCACACAAUCGGGAGAGAAGGGAGACAGGAUAGUCAUGAGCAUCUCAGCAGUUUGGGAGUCUCUUAGCCCAGGGGUCCCCAGGGAGACCACCUCCUCCCCGCCUGCCCCCACAUGUGAUGCCUACGUAGCCCAGGACAUAGAGGGUGAGACCCAUGCCACCCAUCACCUCUGCAUGGGCAGCAUUCUGGCAAGGGCCAGGCCCUCCAGGGAUGUCUCAAACCCCUGGGCACCCAACUUGGAGCUGGGAGGGGCUCCUGAGAAUGCUCCAGAAGACCCUCCUUCAGGGUCCCCUGCAGGGCUCAAUGCCUGCUGCCCGCUCCAGCCCAGCUCCUUCCUCACUCAGCCCCAGGGUGUGCCUCUGGACUGGCCCAAGCUGGCCUUAUCUUUCCACUCAGGAACCCCCAGGGGCCUCGGGGCCCAGAGCCCCUUCCCUUCUCUAAAGGCUGAGCCACGGCUCACAUGGUGUUGCCUGAGCCGCAGCCUCCCUCUGCCUGAGGAGCAGAAAGCGAAGGCAGCCUCCGUGUAUGCGGCCCUGCACAUCCCUGGCAGCAGCCUCCAGGGUGAGAGCCCCAUGAGCCAUGAAGGAUGGACCCUGACAAGCACUAGAGAAGGAGAGCCGAUGCAGAUGGCCAAGCUCUCCUACCCGAGAGUCCCGGGGAUGAUGUCCCAGGAUCAUGUAUCUGCACCAGAACGGAAGAAAGGACUGCUUCAUUGGAGGGCGAGGACAUUUCGUGGGAACAGCAAGGAGAAGAAAUUGAGGACCAACCCUAAAAGGUAUAAAGGGAGUUUCUUGCAAAGCCGCAUUCAGCUGAGAGCCAGCAGACUUCGCAAGCCAACCUGGGUGCCCAGAAGAAGGUACCCUCCUCCCCAACCCAAGGGGCUGGACCCAGGCAGGACCUGUGGACAGGCUUCUUCAGAAACGGCAGGUCUAAGUCUGCAAGAGGAGCUAUCUUGUGCCACCUCGGAAUCAUCUGUUUGUUGUGGGAACCAAGAGAAGAAGAAAGAUGACUACAGACAAACCUCAGGACUCUUCUCUCCUAGUACAAGGUCAAUGACUGUCAGAGAAAUCAACAAACUAACUGUGAAGGAUAUUUCUCCAUCUGCCGGUGAGUGUGGUGACUGUUCUCACAACACUGCUGCCAGGGUGUCGGGAUUAUCUCUGCAAUCUGAUACCUGCAGGGCAGUGGUUAAGGACAGUCCUCUGCCCCAUGACAAAGGCCUUGACCUUGGAAUGCUGGAGACCCAGCUGCUGCCCUCCCAGGAUCAAAUCUUAACAGAUCCCAAACCAUGCAUUUUCUCAGAUGCCCAUGAGCCUUCUACCUUUGGGCCCAAAGGAACUUUUCUACGCCAUGACAUUGCUACCUCUGUGGCUGUUUGCCUUUCUCUGGGAGUGACAGCAGGUGACAUAGCCCUGGGAACUCACAGUAAAGAGCCUCAAGAUUACAGCUGGGCUGCAGUAGAUGCUCUGGCACCAAGCUCCCCAGACAGCAAAGCCACGGCAGAGAACAGCACACAGAUACUCUUGCCAGGAAGACCUUCAUCUGGGCAAAGAAUUUCAGGUUUGGUACCAUUGGGGGCAACUGGAAAAGCUCAUCUCGAAAUACCAGAUUCAGGACCAAGUUCAACUAGUUCACACCAAAAGGAAGGGAGACCCAAGACAUUUUUUCCUUCCAAGGGCCAGUAUGUGUAUGAGGAAGUGGCCAUCUCCUUCCCCUCUUUAGGAAGUGACAGUGAGAAGUGCCAAGUAUCUGAAUUAAUCCCUCUGAAGGGUUCUAUGGUUUCCCCUAAUCCAGGGCAGCCCACAGAAAUCCCUGAAGCCCCUUCUAAAUCUGUCAAGAAGAGGAGUUUGGAAGGAAUGAGAAAGCAAACUCGAGUGGAGUUCAGUGACACCAGCAGUGAUGAUGAAGACCGAUUGGUUAUUGAAAUAUGA